CCGAAUCUCUGUGUCCGUUGCUCUGACAUGCGUAUGGCUUAUCACCAUGGUUUCUUGUCACAGCAGUGAAGAGUCUUCAUAUCAAUAUUCCACUUCCAACUCGAACUACGUCAUUGUGACGUCCAAACAAUCUUGGAGCGACGCAAGGGAUGCCUGUGCAGCCACCGGCAGCCAUCUUGUUUACGUCAGCUCAGCCGACGAGAACCAAGCACUGUCCGAUGCUAUUGUAGGGUUCGGUGCCUCGACCAGUGACUACUGGAUGGGGCUCGUGGGAACUGGAGGCGAUUCAUGGCUAUGGUUGGAUGGGGUAGGCCCGGGGUACACCAACUGGCCGGACAGCGGGAAACGAGAUGAUGAUGACUGUAUUACUCUUCAUGUAUCAAGCCAGACGUGGAAAGCUCACAAUUGUAACUCCAACAAGAAAUAUAUUUGCGAGGAGGAAAUAAUAACAACCACUCUUGCAACUACGACCAAAGUGCAAACUACUGAAAACGAAGUCAUAACAACCACUCUUGCCACUACGCUCAAUGUGAAAACUACUGAAAAUGUGACAGCUCAAUCAACAAUUCUCGCAACGAAAAUCAUAACGGAGACACCCGCCGAGGAUAACAUUCAGACCAUGCAGUCUACUACAGUUGUGCAACUUGUGGAUACCCAGACGUCUUCACCAAUCAUGACAGUAACGUCAGAGGAAAACUUGAUAACUGAAGUUCUUGUAACUGAAGUCGUAACUGAAAUGGGAGAUGAGGUUAUCCAGACACUACAACCUAUUACACAUUCUGACGAUGAGCAGAGUACAACAACCGGAGGGCGCCCUUCCACAGAAGCUCCCGUAACCGUCCCCAUUACCGAAGAUAUAACCGAGACACCAGGGGAGGGUGGCGAUUUCCAGACAGUGCAGCUUUCAACAACUCUGCACCAUCUUGAGGAUGACAUCAUGACCACGCCCUCAGGUGAUGAAGAGGGGAGACUCUCAACCGAGAAGGAUCACUUAACUACAUCUCAGGGUAGUGAACCGUCUACAUCUACACUAAGCAUCUCUACGUGUAAGCGUAGAGAGAAGAACGUCUACCUACACACAGUAGGAAAGACAUUUUCUGAUCACGUGGUUUUCAAGACGAUCAAUAGAUCUAUGCUAAAAUGUGCAGCCGCUUGCAUCAGCGAAGCCUGUACGUGGUUCGUCGUCACACAUAACAACGACUGUUUGCUGUCUAAAGAAGCUUCAGUCAUAGAACAGCUACAGUCUGACGGCUCGGCUGCAUUAUAUUACGUUGGAGGAUGAAAUGACAGCAAACUGAAGCUAGAUUUUCACUGACCUUUUACUUUAUAUGCAAAUGAGUAAAAGCACCACAUGCGAUCCUUGUGUAGUUUUCAGCCGGCCAAUAGUUCAAGCAUGUAACUGUAACUUCACCAAAGAAGAGGAAAUUAAAAUUGUCAAUGAUUUUUUUCAAAUUUGAAUGGUAAAACUGAGAAUUAAAAAAGUGGAAAUCAGCUGAUCCGAGGCAAAGUUGCAUGCCUGAUAGUUGUGUAAAGAAAUUUCGUUACAAUUUUGUUGUUGUAAACAAUUAACAAAAGGUAAAGUCUGUAAUAGACCCUUCCCAUGAAA
This is a messenger RNA of Asterias rubens (European starfish), 1606 nucleotides long. RefSeq lists its product as uncharacterized. Gene Ontology annotation, molecular function: signaling receptor activity. The record is from RefSeq and is a predicted model, not a curated record. Lineage: Eukaryota; Metazoa; Echinodermata; Asteroidea; Forcipulatida; Asteriidae. The coding region runs from base 47 to 1282 and encodes 411 amino acids. The transcript is spliced from 8 exons.